Ilex paraguariensis (yerba mate) is the source of this 807-nucleotide messenger RNA. The record is from the annotation of a GenBank genome assembly. NCBI's taxonomy places the organism in Eukaryota, Viridiplantae, Streptophyta, Magnoliopsida, Aquifoliales, Aquifoliaceae.
GUCUUCUCAAAAGUACUCGACGCCCUCUUUCUCUCUGGUUCGAAAUCAAUUUUCUCUUCCGAGAUCCCUAAAAUUAUUUCAGUCUCCUAACCAUAAUUUGGUGUUUGAUCAGCUCCUUCAGCUAAGGAUUUCAAACCCAUUCUCUGAUCAUCACUUUUUCGUGUGUUAAAGUUCAAAAUUUGUUACAUUUUUUGGUUGUUUUUUGUUGUAAUCGUCGUUGUCUUCUUCUUUUGUGCUAUAAUUGUUCUUGUGGGGUGGUUGAUCGCAGUGUGUGACGUUACGAAGGAAAUUGAGAGGUUUUUGUAGGUGGAGAAGAAUUAGGGUUUGAUAGGGAUGAGAAUCGGAGGAUGAACGAUGCCGGUACUGCGUAGCGGAGUGCGCAGAGGCCGGGCAGCGAAGCAGCAGCCUAAUCUCAAUCCCAGUCAGAAUCCGAUCGAAGGGGAGGCGAUUGCGACGAGGACUAGGAGGAGGAGAGCGGCGGCGGCUGCGGCGGUGCAGGAUACUGAUAACAAUCAGGCAAUUGAUGAGAACGAAGUUGUUGCAGGGGCACCAGUGGCAGAGGUAAGACAAGUAGAGGAGAGGAUUUUGGAAGAGCCGGUUGGUGUCGGUGGUGGUGAGCCUGAGGAGGUGGCGGAGAAGCCGAUGGAUGAUUACGGUAGUGGUGCUCGGAGCGCGGACAAAGUUCAUGCCGGAGAAGAUGAAGGAAGCACUGCUCCGCUUCCCGAAAAGCUGGUUUUGUGUUGUCCUGCGGAUAAUUGGUUGCUAAAUGAAGCUCUUCUGAAAAAGAUUGCAGUUCUAUUAAGGUAG